UUUUGUCCCUGAGUGUAGGAGCAGAUGACAAAAGCAAAUAUAUAUUCGAUUUCAUGUGGAAUGGGAAGCGCUACUGCAUAGAUGCUUCAAAAGAGGAUGGAACACUGGGACGACUAGUGAAUGAUGAUCACAUACAGCCCAACUGUAAAGUCAAAAGAAUAAUGGUCCAAGGAAAGCCACACUUGUGUCUUUUUGCUGUCAAGGAAAUCUUUCCAGGCGAGGAGAUCACAUAUAACUAUGGCGAUUCCUCUUGGCCAUGGCGCUCAAUGGCACCCGGUGAAGAACAAUCUCACCCGAAGUUGAGAGAAAGUGAGCCAGGCUCAGAAAAGUCACAGGAGGUGUGCAGCGGUCGUGAUUUGAUGACAGAGGUCAGGGCAGCUCCGUCAACAUUAAAGGAUGACAUUUCACAGGAGGUGUGCAGCGGUCGUGAUUUGAUGACAGAGGUCAGGGCAGCUCCGUCAACAUUAAAGGAUGACAUUUGCCACCAUAGUGUUACCUGCUCACUUGUCAGCUGUUUGGACCAUUGUGAAGAUUGCACAGGACCUGUCUCCAGUCUAAAAUGGCUUGGUCUCACAUGCAAAUUGUGUUCAAGAUCCUGGCACAAAUCCUGCUUUUUCAAGAAGAAUCAGUCGCUGCUGACACUGCACCAAGGUCUGAUGGAUCCAACUCUGAUGAAGAUGUUGUAACUGACACUGAACUAUUUAGUGAUAGUGAGGAUCUAAACCUACCACAUCGCAAGAGUGGACCAGUUGACUCACUUUCUUCCCAGGAAAGGACAAAGACAGUCCUGCAACCUAUAUCCUGCAUGGAACAGGAGGACAAGGAUGCUUCCAACUCUGGCAGAGUUGGCAUUGAUGAUGACUUCAUACCUGAUAGUGAACCCUGUUCUGAUGUUGAUGAUCCUACUACAAGUAAUACCCAGACUCUUCCAAGAAGUACAACAGAGUCUUUUUCUACUGAGACUGCAGCAGCACCACAAGUCUCUUCUUGCACAUCAAAAAAUUACUGCUAUGUUUGCAAAACACCUCAGUCUAAAAUAUCUCGUCACCUUAAAAAGCAUGAGAAAGUAGAGCCUGAUAUUGCUGAAGCAUUCUCAUUCCCUAAGAACUCAAAAGAGAGAAAGAGGUUACUUGAGAAGUUGCGGAACAAAGGUAAUUAUGAACAUAAUCAAGAAGUAAUGCGUAAACAUGAUGGACAAUUGAAACUGAAAAGAAGACCAGGACCAUCAAA
Messenger RNA from Epinephelus fuscoguttatus (brown-marbled grouper), 1230 nucleotides. RefSeq lists its product as uncharacterized. Gene Ontology annotation, molecular function: protein binding. The record is from RefSeq and is a predicted model, not a curated record. The transcript has 8 exons. Lineage: Eukaryota; Metazoa; Chordata; Actinopteri; Perciformes; Serranidae. Bases 54 to 686 code for a protein of 210 amino acids.